Lachancea meyersii CBS 8951 is the source of this 783-nucleotide messenger RNA. The record is from the annotation of a GenBank genome assembly. Lineage: Eukaryota; Fungi; Ascomycota; Saccharomycetes; Saccharomycetales; Saccharomycetaceae.
AUGGCAGGACUGCGACGCAAUUUUGCUGUACAUCCAUUCAUUCUCCUCGCGGGAUUCCCAGAAAGUUGGUACGCGUGGCGCCGAGUUAUGUCGGACCUCUCUAGCACUUUUUUCGUAAAAGCCAUCAACCUGCCAGGACGAGGCGAUUCUGAUAAGCCCAGCGAUGGUAAUGAUACCGCGUCUGUCGCCAACAUAGUCCAUGAAGUACUCAAAGGGUUCGGGUAGGACAAGUAUUACCUCGCAGCCCAUGAUGUGGGCGCGUAGGUCGCCUUCACGUACGCACUAUUGUUUAGAGAAGAGGUUGACCGCAUGGCCUUGCUCGACGCUGGAAUUCCGGGCUUCAAACUUCCAGAUAUGGUACCGACAGACCCAGAGCGCGCAUGGCGCAAAUGGCCCUUCCCGUUUCGUUGCGUCCUCGACCUUCCUGAACUUAUGAUUAGCAACAAAGAGCGGAUUUAUCUGGAAUGGUUUCUUCGGCGCAAGGCAGCGGACCCGACCGUUUUCACCGAAGCUGACUCAAACGAGUAAGAGCGCACCUCGAGGCAGCCUGGGGCGCUGCGUGCAGGAUUGGCUUAUUACAGGGCAUUCAAAAAGUCGGCUCAACAAAAUGAGGAUCUUUCAAAGGAAGAAAGGGUCUUACCAGCCACGCUUGCGGUAUCAUCAGACGAGGGGUCGAUUCCUAACAUGUAUGAGCCUUAAAAAGCGUUUUCGUCUGAUUUAACAGAUUUUACGAUUAAAGAGUGCGGUCAUUUCAUUCCAGAGGAACGUCCUGUGGAGUUGUCU